AGAAUAUAUCGAUUCUUUGAAGUUAUCAAAUGGAUUACAUUUUGCUGUUGGUUUCUGUGUAAUAGCUAAAAACUUUAGAUAUUAUGAAAAUAUAACUUUCUGAGAUUGUUUAUAUUGAAAUGAAUAUUAUUUUGAGAAAUACUUAUCCUAAAACAAAAACCCAUAGCGGUACAGUAAUUUUUUUACAUGGUUCAGGAGAUACUGGUUCAAAUCUUGCGGAAUGGGUGCGCUUCUUACUAGGACAUGAUAUGGAGUUUGAACAUAUCAAAAUAAUAUAUCCUACAGCGCCGGUGCAAUCGUAUACUCCUUUAUCAGGAGAACUUUCCAACGUUUGGUUUGAUCGUCGUUCUAUUUCGGUUAAGGCUCCAGAAAAUAGAAAGAGUUUGUCGAAAAUGUAUGAAACAAUUAACAAUCUCAUUCAAAAUGAAGUGGAUCUUGGUAUAGCUCCUAGCAGAAUUAUUGUUGGCGGCUUUUCUAUGGGAGGUGCGUUAGCCUUACAUACCGGUUAUCAUUUACGUAAUGAUUUAGGAGGCGUAUUUGCUUGUUCCUCUUUUUUGAACCGUGAUUCAAUAGUAUACGAAUCGCUAGGGCAAAGGUUAGCUAGUGAUAGUAAUUUUUCCGAGUUGCGGAUGUAUCAUGGUGCUAGAGACACGCUUGUUCCUUUGGAUUGGGGAAAAGAAACAUAUGAAAAACUAUCGAAACUUGGUGUGAAUGGAAAUUUUACUACCCUUGAUAACGCCUUGCAUGAACUAAAAAAACAGCAAAUUUUGGAUAUUCGCGACUGGAUUUUAAAAAAAGUGCCAACAUUAGCUGAAAUUCAAAAUAAGCUGUAGGCAUAUUAUUCCAUGUUGUAGUUUAAAAACAAGGUUUAAAAUUUGUUAUUGUUUUAUUUAAAUAUAUACACAUAUACAUUUGUAAAAUUA
Messenger RNA from Zeugodacus cucurbitae (melon fly), 923 nucleotides. RefSeq names its product lysophospholipase-like protein 1. Lineage: Eukaryota; Metazoa; Arthropoda; Insecta; Diptera; Tephritidae. The record is from RefSeq and is a predicted model, not a curated record. Gene Ontology annotation, biological process: protein depalmitoylation. Gene Ontology annotation, molecular function: carboxylic ester hydrolase activity; palmitoyl-(protein) hydrolase activity. The coding region runs from base 120 to 833 and encodes 237 amino acids. The transcript has 2 exons. Gene Ontology annotation, cellular component: cytoplasm.